UGGUGUCGAUUCCGAAAGGCUCCAGGAAGUUAAAUUCAACUAGGCUGGAGUUAGUCGUGACAUAUCAGAGAGAUAAACACGGACAGCAUGGCUUUAACACAAAUAGGCAUGGUCAACAAUCCCACUCUCCCAUACACUGGGAGUAUCCCAGGAGGUCUUUCACCCGGAAAGCAGAUCUUUAUCCAAGGGGUCCUCCCCAUGACUCAGGAAGGUUUUGCCCUGAACCUUCAAUGCAGUGCUCACACCUAUCCUAAGGUUGAGGUCGCUCUUCACUUCAAUCCUCGCUUUAAUCAGGGUGUCGUGGUACGAAACAGCCACCAGAAAGGCUGUUGGAAGAAAGAGGAGACGUAUGGCAACUUCCCAUUCCACCCCGGACAACCAUUUGAAAUUAUCAUUGCUGUGGAGACAAGCCAGUUUAAGAUUGCUGUCAGUGGACAACAUUUCACUGAGUUUCAGCACAGGAUGCCAGUCCACCAGGUGAACACCAUCAACAUUAGUGGAGGGGUGACUGUGUUUUGUAUCAGAUAUGAUGCCCCAGGUCCGGCCCUGCCAGCUAGUUAUCCUCAGAAUUUCCCUUAUGGACAACCCCCAAUGAUGCCACAGCCUCCUUUUGGGUUUGGACAGCCCCAAAUGGCCCCUCAUCCACAUGUUGGGUUUCAACAGACUCAGAACAGCACCGAAAUUUUGAACCCAUCGGUUCCCUAUAUGGGUGAUAUUCACGGAGGUUUGGCUGCAGGCAAAUCCAUUGACAUCCAAGGGUCACUGCCCCUAACACAGGAAACGUUUGUCAUAAAUCUACAAUGUGGCCGACAGGCAUACCCACAGCUGGAGGUAGCUCUCCACUUCAACCCACGGUUUGACCAAGGCUGUGUGGUACGCAACAGCCAUGAGGGCGGUUCCUGGAAGAAAGAGGAGAGGUUUGGGGUUUUCCCUUUUCAUCCUGGACAACCCUUCAGUGUGAAGAUCGUUGUGGAGGUGAACCAGUAUCAGAUCCAUGUGAAUGGGCAGCUCUUCACAGGGUUUCAGCAUAGGAUUCCUUUCCAUCGAGUCAACACUCUCAGCAUUUCAGGAGGCAUAACAAUCUCCAGUGUGCGGAUUAGCAGUUCAAGCAUGGCUACACAAAGCUCAACCUCACUUUCUCAGGAAACCAGAUCUAUUGGCAACUAUGUGUCAGUUCAUCAGCCAAUGAGUGCAGCAGGAUCAGGAUUUGGAACAGGAAUGGCGUACCCUUCAUCAGGAGUAGUGGCACCUAUGCAGCCUAUGUACAACCCACCUGUGCCAUUUGUAUCUGGGAUCCCAGGCGGCGCUCUUCCAGGAAAGAUGAUCUAUGUUAUGGGUAAUCUUGGCUCAAUGCCAAGCAGGUUUAAUGUGAACCUUCAGGAAGGAACUCUGGACUCCAGUGACGUUGCUUUCCACAUGGAUGUGAGAUUCCGCUUCGGGAAUGACGUGAAUGUCGUAGUGCGGAACCACAAAUCUCGAGGGACUUGGGGAUCAGAAGAGAGGGGCAUUCCAUUCUUCCCCUUCAGUGUUGGAGGUGCAUUUGACAUGAUCAUCCUGAUAGAACCUACCUGUAUAAAGGUUGCCAUCAACAACAAACACUUCCUGGAGUUUCAGCACCGCCUUCACCCUCCCGCACGCUACAGUACGCUGAAGAUUGACGGCGACAUCAGGCUGACACAAGUGAGGUUCCAGUGAGGAAAGCAGAUCUUUCCUUCAUUUCCACGUUAAUGAUUAGUGACUAACAGUUCAUGUGCCUGGCAACAUAGGACAUUCAUAUUCAAACUUAAGAGUAGUUUAAACUCAUUACAUGGUCAUUAAUAUCAUAUGCAGUCUUUUCCAAAAUUGCAUUUUAAAAAUUUUGAUAUUAAACUAAUCUUGCUAUAAAAUUAGGACAUUCAUCAUUAAACUUAGAGAAAGUGUUUUUUUCAAGGUCAUUA
Molecule: messenger RNA, 1937 nt
Organism: Mizuhopecten yessoensis (Yesso scallop)
Lineage: Eukaryota; Metazoa; Mollusca; Bivalvia; Pectinida; Pectinidae
Product: galectin-9-like
Exons: 14
Coding region: 88-1695 (535 amino acids)
Molecular function (GO): carbohydrate binding
Source: RefSeq, a predicted model, not a curated record